Molecule: messenger RNA, 909 nt
Organism: Nannospalax galili (Upper Galilee mountains blind mole rat)
Lineage: Eukaryota; Metazoa; Chordata; Mammalia; Rodentia; Spalacidae
Gene: Klk5
Product: kallikrein related peptidase 5
Exons: 5
Coding region: 1-909 (302 amino acids)
Biological process (GO): extracellular matrix disassembly; proteolysis; amelogenesis
Molecular function (GO): serine-type endopeptidase activity
Source: RefSeq, a predicted model, not a curated record
AUGGGGUGGGCAGGACCCCUCUGGAGGUGGAUGCUGGCCACCCUGCUCACAGCCCUGAUUCUAGGGGUCUCAGAGCCAGUUCUCGCCAAUGAUGUUUCCUCUUGUGACAACCCUUCUGGCAUGAGCCCCUCUGGGACCAACAGAGACCUGGGAGUGGAUUCCAGGAAGAACAGCCAGUCAGACGACAGCCGGUCAGACGACAGCCGGUCAGACGACAGCAGCUCUCGAAUAGUGAAUGGAUCAGACUGUGAGAAGGAUGCUCAGCCCUGGCAGGGCGCGCUGCUACUGGGACCCAACAAACUGUAUUGCGGGGCGGUGUUGGUGAACCCACAGUGGCUGCUCACUGCAGCACACUGCAGGAAGCCAGUGUUCCGAGUCCGCCUGGGCCACCAUUCCAUGUCGCCUGUCUACGAGUCAGGGCAGCAGAUGUUCCAGGGGAUCAAGUCCAUCCCCCAUCCCGGUUACUCCCACCCUGGCCACUCCAAUGACCUUAUGCUCAUCAAACUGAACAGAAAAAUCCGGGACUCUCACUCCGUCAAGCCCAUCAGUGUGGCUUCCCACUGUCCCUCCCAGGGGACCAGGUGCACUGUGUCUGGCUGGGGAACGACCAGCAGCAGUCAUAAAAACUUCCCCAAGGUCCUUCAGUGCCUGAACAUCACUGUGCUGAGUGAGGAAAGGUGCAAGGACGCCUACCCAGGACAGAUAGACAAGACCAUGUUCUGUGCCGGCGACAAGGCAGGCAGGGACUCCUGCCAGGGUGAUUCCGGGGGACCUGUGGUCUGUGAUGGCCAGCUGCAGGGCCUGGUGUCCUGGGGUGAUUUCCCCUGUGCCAAGCCCAACAGGCCAGGCGUCUACACCAACCUCUGCAAGUUCUCUGAGUGGAUCAAUGAUACCAUCAGGUCCAACUAA